Molecule: messenger RNA, 2097 nt
Organism: Durotheca rogersii
Lineage: Eukaryota; Fungi; Ascomycota; Sordariomycetes; Xylariales; Xylariaceae
Product: WD40 repeat-like protein
Exons: 1
Coding region: 102-1823 (573 amino acids)
Biological process (GO): regulation of DNA double-strand break processing
Cellular component (GO): nucleus; site of double-strand break
Molecular function (GO): protein binding
Source: RefSeq, a predicted model, not a curated record
GCCUGGACCUCCGCUAGCGGAAAACAGCCUCGUCCGUCUGCUCAGUAUUUCUACUCUGCAACUUUUUACUCUCUAGCACCACGAGGCCAACCCCAGCGACGAUGAGUGACGACGAGGAUAUCCAAGUCGAAGGGCCAGAAUUGGCCCACGAUGACCCCAUGCGCGCCUUCCUGCCUGCCUCAUUCGGGAAAAAACACAAGGAGGCUGACAUCGCCGCGCAAAUCGAUCGAAGUAGGAGAACUGGCAAGCAGCCACCAGCGGUUCCGCCCAAACCCCAGGCGUCUGACUCGGACGACGCGGGCAACAGCGAUGACGACUCGGGCGACUCCGAUGACGAAGACGAGUACCCGACCUCCCACGAGAUGGUCAUAAAAACGCAUGACCGCGCGGUAACUUCAGUGUCUCUAGAUCCGGCGGGCGGCCGGUUAAUAUCGGGGUCCAUCGACUGUACCGUCAAGCUCCACGACUUCUCUUCCUUGACCCCGACGACCAUCCGAGCCUUCAGGAGCGUCGAUCCAUAUGAAAGCAAACCAUCCGCCAAUGCUGACUCGCACCCGGUGCACCACGUGCAGUUCAACCCUCUCGCCGGAAGCGUCUUCCUCUGCAUAUCGGCACAUCCUCAGGCCAAGAUCCUAUCUCGAGACGGCGACGUAAUCACUGAAUUUAUCAAGGGCGAUAUGUACCUCAGGGACAUGAACAAUACGAAAGGUCAUAUUUCCGAGGUCACGACGGGGACUUGGCACCCCACGGACAAGAAUCUAUGUGUUACAGCGGGAACAGACAGCACCCUGCGGAUAUGGGAUAUCAACAACAAGCGUAGCCAAAAAGAGGUGCUAGUCUUCAAGUCGAAGGCUGCUGGCGCGGCAGGAAGAACACGGAUGACUGCUGUUGCCUGGGGCACACCGAUCCAAGGAGGCAAUAACGUUCUCAUAUCGGCCGCUCUCGACGGUACCCUGGUGAUGUGGAGCGGGAAUGGCCCGUUCACGCGGCCUGCCGGGGAGAUAAGAGAGGCCCACAAGCCAAAUACCUGGACCGGGGGAAUAGACAUCAGUUCGGACGGGCGAAUGGUUGUCACCAGGGGAGGCGACAAUCUGAUCAAAUUGUGGGAUACACGGAAGUUCAAGGAGCCCCUUGUCACGGUUGAGCACCCGUCGACGUCGGGCCAUUACCCGACAUCCAACAUCAAAUACGCGCCCAACUCGACCAGCAUCAUCACCGGUUCGGCAACCGGCCAUCUUCACAUCCUGAACCCGGGGAAUCUGCGCCCCGAAUACACGACGCUAGUUACUCCCGGAUCGCCCGUAAUCACGGUGGAUUGGCACCCGAAGAUCAAUCAAAUAAUCACUGGUUCGGCCAACGGGGAAACGCACAUCUUAUACAACCCUACUAUGUCGACCAGGGGCGCGGUGGAUGUGAUGUCGCGCGCUCCUAAGAGGCGACACAUCGAUGACAACCCGGAAUUCACCACUGACCAGUCCGUCGGGCUUUCGGGCGACUCCAUCAUCACGCCAGGCGCCAUUCCCGGCUCUAGGAAAACCGGUCUUACCGCCUCCGGCAAAUCGAAAGAUCCCAGAAGGCCGCACGUACCGCAGCAGACGCCGUUCAUGAGGAGCCAGCCGGACGAGAAGCACAUCAGCGAGAAUAUACCGCUGAGCAAGAUGUUGCACGAGGAUCCCCGAGAGGCGCUCCUUAAGUAUGCGGACCUGGCGAAGAAGGAUCCUAUGUUUACAAAUGCGUGGAAGAGCACGCAGCCAGUCACGCAGUAUGCCGACGUAAGCGACGAAGAGGAGGACGGCCCGGAGAAGAAGAAGGUUAAGAGGUGAGGGGAGCGAGCUAUAAAAUAGGUGGGACGGAUUAUCCCCUCCCCCCUCCUUCGAUAUGCCCGACAUCCUUCGCCAGACAGCUUGCCAAUGCCACCGACCCACCUGCCGUGAGCGAGCAUGGGUGGCUCGCUGCUGCUUGGCUUCGCGGAGCUCACACGUACACACUAGGUUGUACGUGGGUGCCUACUAAGCAUUCGUAGAUGCGCAAGGGGACCUCCCAUCCCCUACCUCGACGACGUGACUCCUCUUUGGUAGGGAUGUACCUGUCAGUAUG